AUGCGAUUGGUCGACGGGACGCUGUGUUUUUGGACUGUUUUCUAUGAAGCCGUUGCUCUGAGAGGAGUCGAACGGGGUCUCCAGGAGAGCCCGGACCCCGGACUCAGAUCCCGACGGUCACGCAGCUCCUCCGGCUGGUCUCCAGGAGAAACCGGACUCGGACCCCGGACGUCCCCGGGCCGUGCGGCGGUGGGACCUCCGUGCUCUGAUGUGCUCGGCGCGGGCCUCCAGAUCCAGUGCUACCAGUGCGAGGAGGCGGCGCAUGACUGCUCCCUGCCGGACUACGUGGUGAACUGCACCGUGAACGUCCAGGACACGUGUCAGCAGGAGGUGCUUGUGACACCGGACGGUGUACACUACCGUAAGUCGUGUGCGUCGUCGGGGGCGUGUCUCAUCUCGUCGUCGGGCUACCAGCAGUUCUGCACGGGGCGCCUGCACUCGGUCUGCAUCAGCUGCUGCUCCCAGCCGCUGUGCAACGGGCCGCGCCGGAGGCGGAGCCAGCCCUCCGCCAGCAGCGCUCGCUCUGAAUAG
Gadus chalcogrammus (walleye pollock) is the source of this 531-nucleotide messenger RNA. Its product is annotated as ly6/PLAUR domain-containing protein 1-like. NCBI's taxonomy places the organism in Eukaryota, Metazoa, Chordata, Actinopteri, Gadiformes, Gadidae. Gene Ontology annotation, molecular function: acetylcholine receptor inhibitor activity. The record is from RefSeq and is a predicted model, not a curated record. The transcript has 5 exons. Gene Ontology annotation, biological process: acetylcholine receptor signaling pathway. The coding region runs from base 1 to 531 and encodes 176 amino acids.